AUACAUACCAAUAGAUUAUUGUUUUUAUGACAUUACAUCCGUGCGUGAUUCAUUUAGAGCUUAAAUAUAUAUAUAUUAUUUAAGUUACUGAAUAUGUUAUUGGUAUUUUCUGAAGUCAUAUAAAGUGAAUUAAAAUGAAGUAUUUUAUAAUUAUCUUUUUCGUCACGCCAUCAUUCUGUCAAUACGCAGAAACCCGCCUGAAGCCAGAUGUUACGUUUGGCGAUCGAAACGACAGAUUCGACGUCGCGAACAUCCUUCGACAACAGAAGAACUCCUAUAAAGAUCUCAUGCUUGAUGCGCAAUCUGACGAAGAAUAUAGAAGACGAGGGAAAAAUAAAAAUAAACAUAUAAGAAUUGAAACUCAUGAUAAACAUGGAAAUAAAAACAAUUAUGAUUCAGAUACUCCUAAAUCAAAGUCUUGGUUUGAUCUUCUUAACACGAAAAUGGGAAGAAAAAGCAUAAGAAAGAAGAUUGUGAAGAAAAUAGAAGACGAAGUCAGUCAACUGGCUAACACAAUUAUAACAAAAAUGAGAUCGAUGAGGAGAUUUGACGAUAAUUUCGCUUAUCAUGACAACAUGGACAGCGGAGGUGGUGAUGUUGAUGAUUAUAAUGCUAAUCUAAAAAAAAUUGACCCUGGUUUUAAGGAUUCAAGGCACGAUGAACAUGGAGUAUCUGCUAGAAGACUGCAACGUAUAGUUGAUGAAUUACAUGGGUCAAAACCAAGUCGGCGUGUGUUGUCUGAUCCAGAAAGAGAAAUAUUGCUACAUUACGCCUUCCCCGUAGAUGUUAACAUUGAAGGGUUUUUGCAGACACCAUAAGUUUAUAUAUAACACAGAUCGAGUCCUUGGUCAUUAGAUUGAUUUUAUGAUACAUUGUAAUAAUAAAGUUCUUUAUUUUACUUUAUUACGAAAUAUAAUACGGAAAUAAUAAUUAUAAAAUUUU
This is a messenger RNA of Nymphalis io (European peacock), 942 nucleotides long. RefSeq lists its product as uncharacterized. Bases 135 to 818 code for a protein of 227 amino acids. Lineage: Eukaryota; Metazoa; Arthropoda; Insecta; Lepidoptera; Nymphalidae. The transcript has 2 exons. The record is from RefSeq and is a predicted model, not a curated record.